Molecule: messenger RNA, 1204 nt
Organism: Drosophila ficusphila
Lineage: Eukaryota; Metazoa; Arthropoda; Insecta; Diptera; Drosophilidae
Product: lipase 3
Exons: 3
Coding region: 96-1166 (356 amino acids)
Molecular function (GO): hydrolase activity, acting on ester bonds
Source: RefSeq, a predicted model, not a curated record
CAUUAACCAUUUUACUGGUCGGUUUGGGCCUGGUUUUGGCCGGCACACGACCGAUUUCCGAUUGCGGUGAGCGCAUUGAGGAUGAUGGCUAUCCGAUGGAGCGUCAUGUGGUGACCACCACGGAUAACUACAUCCUGACCAUGCACCGCAUCCCCUAUUCCCCCAAAACUGGUGACACUCCCGAUCGUCCGGUGGCCUUCCUCAUGCACGGAAUGCUGAGUUCAUCCUCGGAUUGGGUGCUCAUGGGUCCGGAGAGAUCCCUGGCCUACAUGUUGGCCGACGCUGGCUACGAUGUCUGGAUGGGAAAUGCCCGAGGCAACACCUACUCCAAGGCGCACAAGUACUGGCCCACUUAUUGGCAGAUCUUCUGGAACUUCAGUUGGAACGAGAUUGGCAUAUAUGACCUGCCCGCCAUGAUUGAUUAUGUUCUGGAGAAGACUGGCCAGAAGCAGGUGCAAUAUGUGGGCCACUCGCAGGGAACCACAGUUUAUUUGGUGAUGGUUUCCGAGAAACCUGAGUAUAAUAACAAGAUUAAGUCAGCUCACCUGCUGGGACCCGCUGCCUACAUGGGCAACAUGAAGAGCCCAAUGACCCGUGCCUUUGCCCCGAUCUUGGGUCAGCCCAAUGCCAUUGUGGAGCUCUGUGGUUCCAUGGAGUUCAUGCCCAGCAGCAAGUUCAAGCAGGACAUGGGCAUCGAGAUGUGCCAGGCCACUUCCCCGUAUGCAGAUAUGUGCGCCAAUGAGAUCUUCCUGAUUGGUGGAUACGAUUCCGAACAACUCGACUAUGCCCUUCUUGAACAUAUCAAAGCCACUUCCCCGGCUGGCGCUUCCGUUAACCAAAACUUGCACUUCUGCCAGGAAUUCAAUUCCGGCAAGUUCCGUAAAUUCGACUACACAGCUCUCCGGAAUCCCUACGAGUACGGCAGCUAUUUCCCCCCGGAAUACAAGCUUAGUAAUGCCAAGGCCCCUGUUCUAUUGUACUACGGAGCAAAUGAUUGGAUGUGUGAUGUGAGCGAUGUGCGAAAACUGAGGGAUAAUCUACCCAACAUGGCACUCGAUUAUCUGGUGCCCUUCGAGAAGUGGGCUCAUCUGGAUUUCAUUUGGGGAACUGAGGCCAGGAAGUAUGUCUACGACGAGGUCCUAAAGCAAAUGCGGUCCUACGAAUAGGUUUAUUUUCUCACGCAAUAAAUGGAACAUUAAGAAAA